Molecule: messenger RNA, 822 nt
Organism: Marmota monax (woodchuck)
Lineage: Eukaryota; Metazoa; Chordata; Mammalia; Rodentia; Sciuridae
Gene: Rps5
Product: ribosomal protein S5
Exons: 6
Coding region: 160-774 (204 amino acids)
Biological process (GO): translation; ribosomal small subunit assembly
Cellular component (GO): ribosome; cytosolic small ribosomal subunit
Molecular function (GO): structural constituent of ribosome; mRNA binding; rRNA binding
Source: RefSeq, a predicted model, not a curated record
GCGCUCAGUGCCACUGUGCUCUCCCGGAGCCUCUGCUGACCCGGAAGUUUUCCCUCCACUUAAAAGCGUCGGUCUGCGCUGCGCGGCCUCUUCCUGUCUGUACGAGUGUGGCGCGUGGUGCACGCGGAGCGACCGAGACUCCCCAGCUGUGCUCUCAGGAUGACGGAGUGGGAGACAGCCGCACCUGCAGUGGCAGAGACCCCGGACAUCAAGCUCUUCGGGAAGUGGAGCACUGAUGAUGUGCAGAUCAAUGACAUUUCCCUGCAGGAUUACAUUGCGGUGAAGGAGAAGUAUGCCAAGUACCUGCCCCACAGUGCAGGACGCUAUGCUGCCAAGCGCUUCCGCAAAGCACAGUGCCCCAUCGUGGAGCGCCUCACUAACUCCAUGAUGAUGCAUGGCCGCAACAACGGCAAGAAGCUCAUGACUGUGCGCAUCGUCAAGCAUGCCUUUGAGAUCAUCCACCUGCUCACUGGUGAGAACCCUCUGCAGGUCCUGGUGAAUGCCAUCAUCAACAGUGGCCCCCGGGAGGAUUCAACGCGCAUUGGGCGAGCUGGCACAGUGAGAAGGCAGGCUGUGGACGUGUCCCCACUGCGCCGCGUGAAUCAGGCCAUCUGGCUGCUGUGCACAGGGGCCCGUGAGGCAGCCUUCCGGAACAUCAAGACGAUUGCUGAGUGCCUGGCAGAUGAGCUCAUUAAUGCUGCCAAGGGCUCUUCUAACUCCUACGCCAUCAAAAAGAAAGACGAGCUGGAGCGUGUGGCCAAGUCCAACCGCUGAUUUCCCGGCUGCUGACCAAUAAACUGUCUUCCCUUGGGGACAGCUGUA